CAACCAUAGCUAAAAAACAACACAGUCCUUCCACUAAACCAAAUCUCCCCCACUUUAAACAUUUGCCUUACUCAUAGAAAGGGAAAACCAUCCAAAGUCACUACGUAUACUUUUAACAAUAAUCAAUCCUAUAUUCUACUUCAUAUUCGAAAUGCAUAAAAGCUUCUAACCUCCUAUUUUCCAUUAAAAACUGCAUGACGGCAAUGGGUGAAACCAUCAAUAGCACGUGUACUAUGAGUCAGAGCACACAAAAGGAAAUGAAUUCAGUGUCAUCAGCAACGGGCACAUCAGAUAAUGCACAGGAGCCUAACAUGCCUACUAAAGCCAAUCAGGGGGGUAAUAUGUGGUGGAAAGGGCAAAGGGCACAUCAAGAUAAUGCACAGGAGCAUAACAUGCCUACUAAAGGGACCGCUCAAGGCUCAUUAAUUUUAAGUUCUGAAGAAUCGCUACCACAUGCCAACCCCCCUCCCCUUUAUUUAAGUUUGAAAAUGUUGUAAUGAUUAGAUAUAAGGUAGAUUUAGGGCACCACGGGAUGCCCCAAAACAGGCCACAGGUACGCUUCUCUAUGCACUGAUUGAACUGAUGUUUCGUUCUACAGCUUUACCCGAAAUUA
Messenger RNA from Cuscuta epithymum, 613 nucleotides. The record is from the annotation of a GenBank genome assembly. Lineage: Eukaryota; Viridiplantae; Streptophyta; Magnoliopsida; Solanales; Convolvulaceae.